GUUGUCGGCCUCACCGGGGGCAUCGCAACGGGCAAAUCCACUGUGUCCAACCUACUCAAGUCCCGACAAAUUCCAGUCAUCGACGCGGACGUCCUUGCACGAGAAGUCGUGCAACCUGGAACCAAAGGGCUCGCUCAAAUCGUCGCAUACUUCGGCUCUGAGGUGUUGCUCCAAGAUGGCACCCUCGACAGAAAGAAACUCGGUGCUAUCAUCUUCAACAGCGAAGCGAAGCGGAAGAAAUUGAAUUCUAUCAUUCAUCCUGCUGUCUCGCGUGCAAUUCUUCGGAAUGUGUUUUGGUGCUGGUUAAUAGGAGAGAAAUUGUGCAUUGUGGACGUCCCUCUUCUAAUAGAAGGAGGGCUGUGGAAAUGGAUGGGGAAAGUCAUCGUGGUCUACUGUUCAGCAGACGUUCAACUUCAGAGGCUCAUGGCGCGCGACAAUUCAUCCCGCGAAGACGCUUCAGCGCGCCUGAAUUCGCAGCUUCCCAUAGCGCAGAAAGUGCAGUAUGCCGACAUCGUCGUUGAUAAUUCUGGCACCUUACAAGAUCUUGAAGAGCAAGUUCGUUUGUGUCUUGUGAAGUUAGAACGGAAAGUUGGAUGGUCGUGGCGGCUUAGUUGGCUUUCCCCCCCAUAUGCUUUGAUUUCGGCGCUGUGGACGUUGGGGUGGGGGUCUAUGAAACGAUCGCGACGACGAAGUCGGAGGCCACUCGAAGGAGGCUAGACUCUGACGGCUCAUGAUCUCUUAUCCGCUUGUGUUAUACUACAUAUGUCACGAUGCAUAGACACUAAUGCAGAGUGCGAAAUGCGUAUCAUAAAAUAAUGGUGUAUGCGUAUGGUACAACAGGUCCUGCAAUUGUCCUGCCCCGGGAGUGCCUGAUACUGUUUCAUGCAGGAAGUCCCACGACCUGCUUCAACAACAAGGCAGCGGAUGUAUGGAUCCAAGAAGUACACACCGGACUGGGCGAUAGGUCCAGACUGAGCGGACGCGUACGCACGCAUCAGACAGGGAGAAGUCUGGGAAAUUUGGUGUUUGAAUGGUGCGGUUGGGAGGAUGCCGCUGCAUUUGCCAACUGUCCUAGAAAGUGGGAUGGGACCUCCACGGUGCGCCGCCCUCGAAACGUCCGUUGGGAGGGAGCCUAGUUGCUGGGCUGCCAGAUGCUGCCCUGGCCAAGUUAGUUAACCCUCAGGGUUCGAGU
This is a messenger RNA of Suillus clintonianus, 1192 nucleotides long. RefSeq names its product dephospho-CoA kinase-domain-containing protein. The transcript is spliced from 2 exons. Lineage: Eukaryota; Fungi; Basidiomycota; Agaricomycetes; Boletales; Suillaceae. The annotation marks the transcript as partial. Gene Ontology annotation, molecular function: ATP binding; dephospho-CoA kinase activity. Gene Ontology annotation, biological process: coenzyme A biosynthetic process. The record is from RefSeq and is a predicted model, not a curated record.